AUGCUGAACCGACUUAUCCAGCUCCUACUCGUCGGUGUUGCUCUAUCCCCCCCACCCUACCAGCUACAAGGUACAUAUUUCGUGAACAAGGUUGACCCUCCUCUGUCUUUGAGGUAUACAUUCACAGACCGUGCUACACAAGUGACGAUUUCUUUCUACUGUGAGGAAGUUGUCGGACCAGCUAAGCACACCUUUCCGGUUCACAAGUUGGGUGAUGGCCUCUACAUUGUGAGCCAGCAGCCAAUUUAUGGGUUCCCCGCCUUCAAAAAACUCUUUGAGCGCAAGUGCCCACGGUACAAUCCUCUGCGCGCCUCUGACCUGUGGCUUAUAGAGUACGAUAGGAAGUUCGACCACCCGUUUAUUGAUAUCAAUGGUCGCCAGGUGUUGCUGGCACACCGACAAUCUGCCCAUUAG
Molecule: messenger RNA, 414 nt
Organism: Perkinsus marinus ATCC 50983
Lineage: Eukaryota; Perkinsozoa; Perkinsida; Perkinsidae
Exons: 1
Coding region: 1-414 (137 amino acids)
Source: RefSeq, a predicted model, not a curated record